This is a messenger RNA of Alternaria postmessia, 2538 nucleotides long. RefSeq lists its product as uncharacterized. Bases 1 to 2538 code for a protein of 845 amino acids. The transcript has 2 exons. The record is from RefSeq and is a predicted model, not a curated record. Gene Ontology annotation, biological process: phosphatidic acid biosynthetic process; cell motility; intracellular signal transduction. NCBI's taxonomy places the organism in Eukaryota, Fungi, Ascomycota, Dothideomycetes, Pleosporales, Pleosporaceae. Gene Ontology annotation, molecular function: D-type glycerophospholipase activity.
AUGCCCUCUCAAGAGAAGGGCCUUAAGAAGCUCUUUCACCCCUUCAACCAUCGCGCCUCUGAAAAGAUAGAGGAGAUCGAGCAGAAACUUGAGCACACCAAACUGCGAGGUGCGCAUAUCAAGGCCGUGCAUGUGAAGCAUAAGAUUGGCAAAUUUACCAACCUCUUCAACGCCAACCAUCGCCAUGACGAAGAGCAUGAGAAGCAAACAGAUGCGAAGAGGAGUAAGAUUGCAGAGAACCACCGGUUCCAGAGUUUUGCACCGGAGCGAGAUAGUAACUUGGUGAAGUGGUAUGUAGAUGGCAGGGACUACUUCUGGGCCGUUGCCGAGGCAUUGGAGCAGGCCAAAGAGACCAUUUACAUCGCAGACUGGUGGCUCAGCCCUGAGCUCUUCCUAAAGCGACCGCCAUACUACAACCAGCAUUUUCGGUUGGAUCAGGUGCUCAAGCGACGUGCCGCGGCUGGUGUGAAGAUCUAUAUUUCCGUGUACAAGGAGGUUUCUGCAGCCCUCACGUGCAACAGUCAGCAUACCAAGAAAGCACUGAUGGGCCUCUUUGAAGAGGGCGAACCUGGAUACGGAAACAUCAAGGUAAUGAGACAUCCCGAUCACAAUGUCUUCGAGAACGCCUCAGAUAUGACAUUCUAUUGGGCACAUCACGAAAAGUUUAUUGUCAUCGACUAUGCUAUGGCCUUUAUUGGUGGACUGGACUUGUGUUACGGACGAUGGGACGAGAAGCAACAUCCGCUUUCCGAUGCGCACCCCUCUGGUGUACAAAAUCAGAUCUUCCCUGGUCAGGAUUACAACAACAACCGUAUCAUGGAUUUUGAGAGUGUUCAGGACUGGAAAUCUAACAAGCUGAACAAGCUCGAGUACGGUCGCAUGCCAUGGCACGACGUGGCUAUGGGCGUUAUUGGUCCGGCGGUGUACGACAUCGCUGAACAUUUCGUCCUGCGAUGGAACUUUGUGAAGCGAGAAAAGUACAAGCGUGACGAAAGAUAUGACUGGCUUACCAUGGAAGGUCGAGAAGGCGCUGACGAAGAUCUGAUCGGAGUGCAGAGGCCCAAGUUUCCUGUGGGUGAAUACGUGCACCAUCCCAUCACUCAGCUGAACAGCAAAAAUCUCGACAAUCGCGGUACCGUACAUGCACAAUUAAUCCGAAGUAGCGGAGACUGGAGCAUGGGUAUCGAUCCUCAUGAGCAGAGUAUCCAGAACGCAUACUGCGAGCUCAUCCGCAACGCGAAACACUAUGUUUACAUUGAGAAUCAAUUCUUCAUCACGGCGACGGGAAAAAAUGAUACGAACCCUGUCCAUAACCAGAUUGGAGCUGCGAUGGUUGAUGCAGUGGUAUCAGCAGCCAAGGAGCAGCGCAACUUUAGACUGAUCAUUGUCAUCCCGGCUAUUCCAGGAUUCGCAGGAGACCUGCGAGAUCAAGCUGCUGCCGGAACACGCGCCAUCAUGGAUUAUCAAUUCAAGAGCAUCUGUAGAGGGGAUGAAAGCAUCUUCGGAAGAGUCAAAGCGGCCGGUGUCGACCCCGAAAAGUACAUCUUCUUUUUCAACCUACGUUCGUACGACCGCAUCAACGUCACACCCACGCUUAAGGAGCGUGAGAAGAAGUCCGGCAUGACGUACAUGGAGCUUGAAGCAGCUGAAAUCGAUGAGCUGGAAGCAUCACCGGAGGAAGGAGGAGAGGAGGCACGUCGUAAAGCGGCUGAGUUGAGGAAGGCAUAUAUGAGCGAGUCUGAAGACGUAGGCAAAGGUGAUCAGGGCGGUGUCAUUGAUCCUGAUUCGAUUGCCGACGACGCCAUGCUUACGGAAAAGAAGCCCAGUGAAGAAGAUUGGGAAGGUGAAGAGGAAGACGAAAAGGAGCACUUCUUCCAAGAGGAGCUCUACAUCCACGCCAAAAUCUGCAUCGUUGAUGACAGGACCGUUAUCUGCGGUUCUUCCAACAUCAAUGACCGCUCCCAAUUAGGCUUCCAUGAUUCAGAACUCUCGAUUGUCUUGCAGGAUACGGACGAGAUCGAUACGGAGAUGGAUGGCAAGCCUUACAAAGCUGCACGCCUUGCCCACCAACUUCGCAGCAGCUUAUGGCGCGAACAUCUCGGCCUACUCCCACCCCAGUCCCUCAAUGCCGCAGAUGACCCCAACGCGCAACCGCCUGGCGAGAAAUCGCCGAACGAUCCCAUGCCCGGCCCCGAAGCUGACUUUGUCUCCGAUCCCUUGUCAUCCAAACUAUGGGACGAGUGGACCGAGCGCGCAACCACCAAUACCGAGGUGUUCAGGUCUUUGUUCCACGCCGAUCCCGAUGACAGUAUCCUUACGUUCGAAGACUAUGAUAAGUUUACCCCUAAUCCUUCGGGCGACAAGGAGCAUAAGCAGGGGCACUUGUACGACAUGGUCAGGCCUGUCAAGGAGAUUAGAGCGGAACUGGAUCGCGUGAAGGGGCAUCUAGUGUGGAUGCAGUUGAAGUUCCUUGAGAAUGCUGAUAUGGCUGAACGGGGACUGCAGGUGAACUCCUUCACGGAAAGUGUUUACACAUGA